AUCUAAAUUAUAUACUUUACUUACUCUAAUUGAAGAAGAAUAUGAUAAAGAUGAAACAGAUUUGGAUCAAAAUAAUGAAAGAAAAAAUAUGAUAAAUAAUAGGUGGACAUUAAAAGGUAGCCAAAAAUUAGAUAACAGAGAUAAUACUAGAAUAAAACAAGAUGUAAGAGCUAUGUUAAAAUAUUUUUUUUUAUAUAGAAAUCAAAGAAGUGAAGAAAGAAUAAGCACAAAAGCUAUGCAUGAUGAGCUCCUGAAAUAUGCUGAAGAUGGCGAGAUAGAAAGGAAGGAUGUUCCAAAAUUUCAAACAAUACAAAAUUGGUUAAAUUCAUAUGCUCAAGCCUUUAAAGCAACAGAACACGAGCUUGAAUUAGCAUAUAAAUAA
Racocetra persica is the source of this 382-nucleotide messenger RNA. Lineage: Eukaryota; Fungi; Glomeromycota; Glomeromycetes; Diversisporales; Gigasporaceae. The record is from the annotation of a GenBank genome assembly.